AGACGCUAUAGGUGCUUAUAAUGUCGUCUGGUUGUUUUGUUUGUUGUUGUUCCAACUCAGGAAUCUAAAUUUUCAACUUUUUCCGAGUCAAAUCUGAAUCGGUGCAAUGGAAAAUAUGGAUGUAUAUUUCCAACAUGUCAUGAAACAAAGGCAACAACAGCAUCAGCAGGAGUGUGAUGGUUCAACAACUUUUGGAAACAUUGAUUUUUCUCCAUUUUCCCACCUAAGUACACAAACAGCUGGACACCAACCAGGAAUUGUGAACUUGAAGCAGACACUCGUAAACAAUGCAAUAUCACAAGAUUAUUUUCAAGAUGAUCAGUGGAAAGAAAGACAAGCAGUUAAUGUGAUGCAAGGUCAGCUGGUAUAUAACAACAACAACAACACACAACAACAUGCAAUAAUUGCCAACCAACAGCAAACAAGCCCAAACUAUAACAUGGUUGCUACACAGGGAACUGCAACACCUUUUACAGUUCAACCCUCAACAAUAAUGUCGCAAGAUACUCUUCUUCAACCUAAAGUUGAGCCUAUGGAUCAAGUCCUGGUCCAGCAUACACCACCCCCACCAUUCACAAUACAAGAAAGUGUUGUAAUCAAUCAACACCAGGAACUUGAUUCACAACAAGAGCAAGUGAUGUCGGGUUCAGAAUACGGAGACGAAAAUUUCAACUCACAAAUUGUUUUGGCGUUUUUAUGGAUUGAAGCAAAACUUUGUGCAAAGUUAAAGUAUCUAUCCUUCUGUGAAAGGGUGGCUUAUGUAUACAACCCGCUCGAAUACGCAUCUGACCCUCAUGCUCAUUAUGUUAGCAAAUACUGUGGCACAAAGAAUGUUCUUUUCCUUGGAAUGAAUCCAGGUCCAAAUGGAAUGGCUCAAAAUGGGGUGCCAUUUGGAGAUACACGUUAUGUUCGUGAAUGGUUAAAAAUAAGUGGAGAAGUCCACCCACCAACACAUGAACAUCCAAAACGUCCAAUUCAAGGUUUAGAGUGUCCAAGGAGUGAAGUUAGUGGAUCUCGUUUCUGGGGAUUUAUCGCAAAGUUAUGCGGGACUCCUGAGCGUUUCUUUCAGAAUUGUUUUGUCCACAAUUAUUGCCCGCUAGCUUUUAUGACUAAAACUGGUAAAAAUAUUAUUCCUGCUGCACUACCAGCUGUAGAUAGAAGAUCAUUAGAAGCUAUUUGUGAUUCAGCAUUAUUACAAUGCGUCCGUGUAUUAAGAGCACAAAUAGUGGUUGCUGUGGGAAAAUACGCAGCUGACAGAGUAACUCACGUUCUGCGAGUAUCGGGUGAUGAAUCUUCGGCAAGUAUUCGCGUCGAACGAAUCCUCCAUCCAUCACCAGCUUCACCACAGGCCAACACAGGGUGGGAGGAGAUAGUGACGCAGCAAUUACGCAACAGUGGGGUGUUACAACACUUGCAACAGCCUUGUUAACUGACCUUGUUAUCCUUGUAACCAGACACCUACAAAUAUAUGUUGUUCGUGCCAGUUUCAUUUAUGUUUUUGCUCGUUAUCUUUUUUCUGUAACUUUUAUAUUAUUUUACUCAGCCAUUGCAUUUAUAAUCCUUCUUAUUCGUAACAAUUAUCCACAGAAGUAUUCAGACAAUUUGAGAUAUAUUAACAAAAUUGGUCAGAAACUGCUUAAAAAAAUAUGAAAACAGGCUUGAUGUAAAAACAACAAUUUAUGAACAUUUUGUUUUAACUUGCAUUUUUAAUUGAUCCAGGGUUGCUUAUAGUUUCAUACAUCCUAUAAAAAUAUGUCAGAUAAAGUUCCAUUCCAAAUCCAUGCAUGUAAUGUUGUCAUGAAAUUUUAUUUUGUGCCACACAAUAAUUAAUGAGUGUAACCGUGCCUAAAUAUUAUGUUCCAACAUGUAUUUUGUUUCAUGUCAACAUUUUAAUGUCAUAUCUGUAACUUUUUUUUACUUAAAUAUCUUAUAAAUCAUGGAAUUCCUGCUUUACUGGUUACAAGCUUAUUAUGGAUACAAAUUUAAACUUAAAAAAUUCAGGGUAUUUUAAAACAAUUGUGGUGCAGGUUUUCAAAUCACUGUAAGUUGUGCAGCAUGCUACUACUUCUAUUUCAAUGAUAUUAUUUUGGACUUCUCGAGGCAGUAUAUGUACAUUUCUUACACCUAACCUAUGACCACUUCCCUGCAGUUUAUUCUCUAAUAACCAAACUGUUGCAAACCAAAUAGAAUUGCUUUGUUAAAAAAAAUUAGCUGCACUCAAGUAUUUUGUACAAGAAGUUGCUUUUAUAUGAAACUUUCUGCCUCGUUGUUGUGUCAUAAUGUUGCAUGUUUGUUAAAUAACCAGGUACCUCUUAACACUGCCCCUGGAAAAACUGAAGUGCUUUUCAAAAAUAUCUUGCAUUGAAAGUUAUUUUCACUGGUUUUAAAUAUAUCUCGCCGACAAGAGA
Molecule: messenger RNA, 2408 nt
Organism: Ciona intestinalis (vase tunicate)
Lineage: Eukaryota; Metazoa; Chordata; Ascidiacea; Phlebobranchia; Cionidae
Source: RefSeq, a predicted model, not a curated record